UUUUGAUACAGUGACUGCAUAGAAAUUUGGAAAUUUGUGUGUAAAUUCCUGUAAUUUUAACCAUUCUCUGGAGGAUAUUUUCACCUUAUCAACAACUUCAGAAGUUUUGUGUUAUUACCUGUGGUCAGUGUCAGCGAAAGGUGUGACUGUAUGUGAAAAUUUUUGUGUGAUUUACUUUUGGAUCAUUGUGAGUUCCGUCGGAAGAUGGAGAGAGGUACUAUGUAAGCUCAUCCGCCAGUUUCGGGCUUCAUUAAUGAUUAUUGUGCUCUGUGCUCCAUUAUCAUGUUCCUAAAGAUAUGGAAUAAACAUCGAACUUUUGGCAUGACAUUAUUCAUGUGUUCAUUAUGCCAUAGAGGUACCGUAGUGAAACUAGUGAUGGUUUGAAAAAUUUUCUAAUGCGAUCUUGUGUAGGCCAGUAGGCACGGCUUGGUAAACAGCAAGAUAUGGCCGAUCAUCUCGUCGACGGACCGCCAAAUAAGCGGCCGAAAAUGUCUGAUCCUUUUCAAGGCACGUCAGAUUCUUCAGUUCCGAUGGCAGGCCAUUUAAUGGUGCACCCAACUUUCAACUUGGGCUUGAACACGACACUUGGAAACGGUGGUGGUGCCAUUCAGCAACAGCUACAGUGGAGUACGCAAAAGAGAAACCUGUUCACCAACACGGACAUGUUCGACCUGGAGAACGACCUGCCCGACGAGCUGAUGUCGUCCGGCACGUGGGGCAGCGCGGUGGAGCCGGCGGCCGGCAGCAAGCCCCCCGCGACGGGGCCCGGCCCCGGCCCCCCGGGCGGGGGCCUCCAGAACGGGGCCGUGGACCAGCCGACGCCCGACCAGCGACAGCUCUCGCACCACCUCAUGCAGCAGCAGCAGCAGCAGCAGCAGCAGCAGCAGCGCGUGUUCCAGGGCAAGAACCUGAUAGCGAGCGCGCUGGCGAUGGCGUCAGAUGCGCACGGCAGCAAGAGCCCCGGCCUGCAGUCCCCGCCCAACGUGUCGGUCAGCAAGGGGGGAGACUCCAUCGUGGGGGGGCUCAUGGCCCCCAACAGCGUGCAGGGCCUGCCUGUCGCCAUGGUACGUCAGUCUCUGUCUUUCCUAGUGAGCAUGAACAACUCGGUGGCCACGAGCGGGGGCAUGGUGAUGACCAGCAGCGGCAUGGUGGGGGGCGGGCUGGUCGGCAAGCAGGCGGUGGCGUCCAUGAUGGGCGGCCACCACGCCGUGCCCAACGGGCCGCUGAUGGCGCGCACGGUGGUGGCGGCCAUGCAGCAGCAGCAGCACCUGGCGGCGCGCGGGCACGCCGUGGGCAUCGGCGCGGGCCAGGGACCUCGCAUGCAGAGCCCCGGCAUGUCCGGCAUGGGGCAGAUGGGCCAGGGCAUGGGCGCGGGCAGCCCGUACGGGUACGGGUCCCCCGGCGGGGGGGUGGCGGGCCCCCAGGUGGUCAGCGUGGGCUCGGUGGGGACCAACGUGGCGGUGGUGGCCCCUCAGCAGCGCGCCAUGGCCGCUCUCCAGGCCCACCAGAGGUUCGGGGCGUCGGGCGGCGGCUCCAUCGGCGGUCCUUCGGUGGGUGGGGGCGAAGGCGGCAUGGCGCAGCAGGCCACUCCCCCGGCCCCCUCGCCGGCCCAGCCCCAGUCGGGGGCGCCGAGCGGGGGCCAGCCGGGCCCGCAGGCGGCCACCCAGGGCCAGACCACGCCCACCGCGGCCGCCCCCACCACGGCCGACCCCGAGAAGAGGAAGCUGAUCCAGCAGCAGCUGGUGUUGCUGCUGCACGCGCACAAGUGCCAGCGCCGCGAGAGCCAGAACAACGGCGAGGUGUGGCAGUGCAUGCUGCCGCACUGCAAGACGAUGAAGAACGUGCUGAACCACAUGACGACGUGCCAGGCGGGCAAGUCCUGCCCCGUGCCGCACUGCUCCUCCUCCCGACAGAUCAUCUCCCACUGGAAGCACUGCACGCGCUCCGACUGCCCCGUGUGCCUGCCCCUCAAGCAGGCCAACAAGAACCCCAACAUGUCCAGCGUGGUGUCGAGUCAGGCGCCAAACGCGCAGCCGAAUCAUUCCCCGUCGGAGCUGCAGAGGGCGUACGGAGCGCUUGGCAUCCCGUGCCCGGCCACCAGCGGCGCCCCCAACCUGCACCCGCCCAACAACGCCGUCGCCGGCCGGCGCAUGGGCGUCCCGGGCGUCAUUGGCCCGCCGGCCACCGCCACCAACGCGGCGGCCGGGGCGGGAGGCAACAUCCGCCUCGUGGCUCCCCACUCCCAGCCUCAAGUGCAAGUGCCCACGUCGCAGCAACAGCAGCAGCAGCAGCAGCAGCAGCAGCAGCAGCAGCAGGCCGCGAGCGCGAGCGUCUCCCUGCCGCUGGGCAGCGACCCCUCCCCGGGCGGCAACCAGCAGGGCGCGGCCGUGCCGGGCUCCGCGGCCGCCCACAUACAGCAGACCGUCGCCAACAUGACUCUGUUCGGCAUCGCCAGCGACUCCCAGGGCGGCCAGCAGGUGACGGCGGGGGUGAACCUGCUUCCCGGGGGCCUGCAGGCGGGCCAGGUGACCGCGACACCGGUGCAGGGCACCAAAGAGUGGCACCAGUCCGUCACGCCAGACCUGCGCAACCACCUCGUGCACAAGCUCGUCCAAGCGAUCUUCCCCACGCCGGACCCGCAGGCGAUGCUGGACAAGCGGAUGUACAACCUGGUGCAGUACGCCCGCAAGGUGGAGGGCGACAUGUACGAGAUGGCCAACUCCCGGUCCGAGUACUACCACCUGCUGGCCGAGAAGAUCUACAAGAUACAGAAGGAGCUGGAGGAAAAGAGGCAGAAGCGCAAGGAACUGCAACUACAGCAGCAACAGCAGCAACAGCAGCAGCAGCAGCAGCAGCAGCAACAACAGCAGCAGCAGCAGCAGCAGCAACAGCAGCAGAUGCAUUCCCAGCUGAAGCCCGGGGCCCCGGGCGUCCGCACCGUGGGCACCACUUCCGCCAUGCAGAGCUCGACCCCCAACGCUGCACUUCCCUCCCACUCCCCAGGCAUGUCCCACGCGGGGCUGCCAGUCCUCGGCGUCCAGCAGAACCGCAUGCAGUUCCAAGUGCAGGCCAGCCAGCAGCAGCAGCACGUGGUGGUGGGGCCUCCCGGCCAGAGCCCCACCGGCCCCGGCCUGUCCCCCUUCGGCCAGCCCCUGUCCCAGGGCCCCGCCACCACCGCCGCCAGUCAGUACGCCAGCAGCCCCGCCCCCUCCCAGUCGCAGCACGUCCCGGAGGCCGUGAAGGCGCGCCUGGUGGUGUCCGGGACGUCGUCGUUCCCGCUGCAGGGGCAGUUCGCCCCCUCGGCGGCCAGGGCGAGCGUAGAGCUGCCCUCGGCGUCCCCCGGCCUGGCCCCGCCGCCCGCGCCGACGCCCCCCGCGCCCCAGUGCCUGGUGCCCCCCGCCCCGCCGGCCGCGACGGCCCCCACGCCCCAGCAGCACCUGGCCAGCCUGGGCAAGGGCAUGUCCAGCUCGGAGCGCGCCGGCCUGGUGCGCGUCAACGCCUCCUCCUCCAUGUCCAGCCAGAUGGCCGCCAUCACCGCCUCCCUCCAGCAGGAUGACGACUCCCCUCCUUCCACGAGGGGCAAGUCGGACAUGAAGACGGAACCGGACCACGACGGUGUCAAGAUGGAGAUAAAGCGGGAGGACGGCGAGAUGAACCACCGUCACGAAGGGGGAAAAGGGAUGAACAGUGAAAUCAAAACUGAGAUAAAGACUGAGCCGAUGGAUGAGUGCAGCACAACUUCGGACAUGAUCAAAGAGGAGUCGGGCAUCAAGGAGGAGCGGAUGACCCCUGUCUCGUCCGGCAUGGGGGACGGCAUCCCGGGCAGCGACAUCAAGCCCCUCAUCCCAGAGCCCAUCCAGGGGGGCAGCGCCGGCACCGGCCUGGACAAGAAGAAGAAGUGCUUGUUCAAGCCGGACGAGCUGAGGCAGGCCCUGAUGCCGACCUUGGAGAAGCUGUAUCGCCAGGACCCAGAAUCUCUUCCCUUCCGCCAGCCGGUGGACCCACAGGCGCUGGGCAUUCCCGACUACUUCGAGAUAGUCAAGAAGCCGAUGGAUCUCUCCGCCGUCAAGCGAAAGUUGGACACGGGUCAAUACUCGGAUCCGUGGGAGUACGUGGAUGACGUGUGGCUCAUGUUCGAUAAUGCGUGGCUGUACAACCGCAAGACGUCCCGGGUGUACAGAUAUUGUACAAAGCUGUCGGAAGUGUUUGAGCAGGAAAUAGACCCGGUGAUGCAAGCGUUAGGUUAUUGCUGUGGUCGCAAGUACACGUUCAACCCUCAAGUGCUGUGCUGCUACGGCAAGCAGCUGUGCACCAUUCCAAGGGACGCCAAGUACUACAGUUUCCAGAACAGCCUAACCACUCUGGGCGUUCUCUCCGGCAGAUACACCUUCUGUCAGAAGUGCUUCAACGACAUCCCGGGCGACACCAUCACGCUGGGGGACGACCCGACCCAGCCCCAGACCACCAUCAAGAAGGACCAGUUCAAGGAGAUGAAGAACGAUCACCUGGAGCUGGAGCCGUUCGUGGAGUGCACGGACUGCGGUCGGAAGCUGCACCAGAUCUGCGUGCUGCACCUGGAGAGCAUCUGGCCCCAAGGGUUCACCUGCGAGCACUGCUUGAAGAAGAAGGGCCUGAAGAGGAAAGAGAACAAGUUCAACGCCAAGAGGCUGCAGAUCACGAAGCUGGGCACGUACAUCGAGACGCGUGUCAACAACUACCUGAAGAAGAAGGAGGCGGGGGCGGGCGAGGUGUUCAUCAGGGUCGUCUCCAGCUCGGAGAAGAGCGUCGAGGUGAAGCCGGGCAUGCGCAACAGGUUCGUGGACUCGGGGGACCUGCCCGAGCAGUUCCCGUACCGCGCGAAGGCCCUGUUCGCGUUCGAGGAGGUGGACGGCGUGGACGUGUGCUUCUUCGGCAUGCACGUGCAGGAGUACGGCUCGGAGUGCCCCUGCCCCAACACCAGGCGGGUCUACAUCGCCUACCUCGACUCUGUGCACUUCUUCCGGCCGCGCCAGUUCCGCACCUCCGUCUACCACGAGAUCCUGCUGGGCUACCUGGACUACGUCAAGCAGCUGGGGUACACCAUGGCCCACAUCUGGGCGUGCCCGCCGUCUGAAGGGGACGACUACAUAUUCCACUGCCACCCCAUCGAGCAGAAGAUACCCAAGCCAAAAAGACUGCAGGAGUGGUACAAGAAGAUGCUGGACAAGGGCAUCAUCGAGAGAAUAGUGAUGGACUACAAGGACAUCCUGAAGCAGGCGAUGGAGGACAAGCUGAGCUCGGCGGCGGAGCUGCCCUACUUCGAGGGCGACUUCUGGCCCAACGUGCUGGAGGAGAGCAUCAAGGAGCUGGACCAGGAGGAGGAGGAGAAGAGGAAGCAGGCCGAGGCCGCCGAGGCCGCCGCCGCCGCUGCCAACGCGAUCUUCUCCCUCCAAGAAGAGAGCGAGGUGGGUCCCGACGGGAAGAAGAAGGGCCAAAAGAAAGCCAAAAAGUCUAACAAAUCCAAAGCGAACCAGCGGAAGAACAGCAAGAAGUCGAACACCCCGCAGACUGGGAACGACCUCUCUGCGAAGAUAUUUGCGACGAUGGAGAAGCACAAGGAGGUGUUCUUCGUCAUCAGGCUGCACUCGGCGCAGUCUGCGGCCAGCUUGGCGCCGAUCCAAGACCCGGAUCCGUUCAUCAACUGUGACCUGAUGGACGGGCGGGACGCGUUCCUGACGAUGGCGCGCGAGCGGCACUACGAGUUCUCGUCGCUGCGGCGCGCCAAGUUCUCGUCCAUGUCGAUGCUGUACGAGCUGCACAACCAGGGCCAGGACAGGUUCGUCUACACCUGCAACAACUGCAAGAGCCACGUGGAGACGCGCUACCACUGCACCAAGUGCGACGACUUCGACCUGUGCGUGCAGUGCUACGAGAAGGAAGGUCACCAGCACCCUAUGGAGAAGUUGGGUUUGGAUCUCGACGACGGGUCGUCUCCGUCCGACCAGAAGCAAGCCAAUCCACAGGAGGCGAGGAAGCUGUCGAUACAGAGGUGCAUCCAGUCCCUGGUGCACGCGUGUCAGUGCCGCGACGCCAACUGCCGCCUCCCCAGCUGCCAGAAGAUGAAGCGCGUGGUCCAGCACACCAAGGUGUGCAAGCGCAAGACCAACGGGGGCUGCCCCAUCUGCAAGCAGCUCAUCGCGCUCUGCUGCUACCACGCCAAGCACUGUCAGGAGACCAAGUGCCCCGUGCCGUUCUGCCUCAACAUCAAGCACAAGCUGAAGCAGCAGCAGCUGCAGCAGAGGCUGCAGCAGGCGCAGCUGCUGCGGCGCCGCAUGGCCGUGAUGACCAACACGACGCGGGCCGCGGGGCCCCCGGUCGCCCAGGGGGGCUCGGGGGUGCUGGCCCCGGGGGCCGCCAGCCCCGGGGUGCUGGCGGGCCCCGGGGGCCUGGUCAUGGCCCUGCCCGCGCCCCACCAGGGCAUCGGCCUCAAGCCGGGCACGCCCCAGACGCCGUCCCCCAACGUGCUGCAGGUCGUCAAGCAGGUGCAGGAGGAGGCGGCGAGGCAGCAGGCCCCCCACGGCCCGGGCUACGGCAAGAACCCCCCCGGGGCGCUGGGCAGCCAGCAGCAGGUCAUGCCCCCGCCACCCAUUCAGCGACCGCUGGGCUCCAUGGGCCCUGCGGCCGGCCACCUGCUGCCCAUGGACCAGUGGAACGCCAGGUACCCGCAGAACCCAGGACUGCGGCAGGCGUCGCCACAGCUGAUCCAGCAGCAGCAGGUGGUGCAAGUGGCGCAGCAGGCCGGGCUGAGUGGCUUGAGGCCGCAGGGCGGCGUGCUGGGCGGCGCCAGCGCACAGGUGGGGGCCAUGCAGAAGCAGGCGCUGCAUCAGCUGCUGGCCACCCUCAAGUCCCCCAACACGCCCGAGCAGCAGCAGCAGAUACUGCAGAUCCUGAAGAGCAACCCGCAGCUGAUGGCGGCGUUCAUCAAGCAGCGCCAAGUGUACCAGCACCAGCAGCAGCAGCAGCAGCAGCAGCAGCAGCAGCAGCAGCAGCAACAGCAGCAGGCGGGGCGCAUGCAAGCCAUGCCGGCGCCUCAGCAGGCCCAGGCCAUGAGCCAGCAGCACCAGUGGUACAAGCAGCAGGUGCUAGCGGCGGCUCACCAGCGCCAGCAGCAGCAGCAGCAGCAGCAGCAGCAGCAGCAGCAGCAGCAGCACUUCCAGCAGCCCGGGGCGCUGGCGUACGCCCAGCAGCGCCUGCCCACAGUGCGCCAGCAAGUGGGCUACCCCUUCCAGCCCGACCAGCCGCAGUACGUGCAGCAGGGCCAGAAGCCCACGUCGCCCCAGGGCGUGGUGAUGGGACCGCCCGGCCCCGGCGGCAUGACGGUGCAGCAGCAGCAGCAGCUGAUGCAGGCGGUGCGCUCCCCGCCGCCCAUCCGCUCCCCGCAGCCCAACCCCUCGCCCCGCCCCGUGCCCUCCCCGCGCAACCAGCCCGUGCCGUCGCCCCGCGGGCCCGUGCCCUCCCCCCACCACCACCCCUCGCCCCUCCACCAGCCCGACGGCGAGCUGCUGCUGCCCUCCGACCCCGACGUCGCGCCCAAGGACAGCCUCUCCAAGCUCAUGGAGCACUUGUAGUGGCGUGUACUUAACCCGCAUUAUAGUAUUACCGUGCGACGUCUUGGCAAGGCUGUGUUUUUGUGCACACUCUGAAUCGUGUGGAUUGAUCUAGUAAUAAUAUAAAUAGUGAUGCACCAAAUAAUUGGCCAUUCGUUAGUUUUAUUGUACAAAUGGAAUGGCGAGUGUGUUGCUAGGGAACCAGCUCCCUGCAUCAGUCUUUUUUAAUGGCAAAAGUAUCGUCGCAGUUUGUUAAAGACUGCAGUGAAACGUUUCUUACUGUAACUAUCUUAAUUUUUUUCAGCCUCUUUUCCCCCCAUUUUUUUAAGGACGAGUUGUAUGCGUUAACUGACACGAACGCCUCUUGCUGUUAUUUAUUGGACAAGUGCUUCCCUCAUCUUCCCAGCUGUGACCGCCAGCUUUCUUUCUACACGUUCACUUCUUUAUUUAUUGCACGCUACUUGAUUGUCUGUCCUCUGCAUUUGUUACUUGUUUCUCAACUAAAAAUUUUCAUUGGGAAAUAUUUUAGUUUGCCACGUGAAGAUGUUUCUUUCUUGUCUAAAAUGUUGUUGGCGUGCGUUAUUCUUUCUCAGACGUUACUAAAGGUUUGACAUGUCGCCGAUAUUGAGAGCAGUGCAACAAUUCUUGAAGUGGUUAUUAUUUUGUUUCCGUGUAAAUUUCGACCAAAACAAGGUGACUGUAUAAUGAAUCAUUAAUUCCUAUUGCACUUGUUAAUUGGAUGGAAAUGGAAGAUCUCAGAGACUAACUUUGUUUAUGAAAAAAUAUAAGUAUUUGAAUCCAAAAACAAUAACUGUAUGUAAAUUUUUGCAAGUUGGUAAGGUUGUGAGAUGUGUAAUAUGUUGACGAUGGAUUGUGAUGUGAGACAUGAAGCGAACUUCCCUUAUUGGAAUAAAAACUUUGCAUAAAUUUUACCACGUAGUAAUGUUUACGCAUAGGUAAAACAUUCUCCGAUGAUCACGUGGUACAUACCAGUGGUAAAUAUAAUGUUUUACAUUGUAUCAUAUUUUUAAAGAUUCUGUCUUUAAUAUGUAAAUUAUGAAAUUAUUAGACUUUAUACAGAAAUAUUUUUAUUUGGAUCAUUUGAACCCUUGUGUGAAGUGUUGGUAUGUGAAUUUUCCUCAAUUUUUAAAGAAAUAUUAUUUAUUUUCUCAUGUUAUGUAAGUUAUUUUUUGUAUUGUACAUUUUGCUUUCGUGACUUCCAUGGCAUAAACUCGUGGUUGCAUGUUUCUCCAAAGCAUCAAGCGAAAUUAUUUUGUGUAAAUCCAGGUUGACCAAUAUUUCCUUUGUUCAUAACAGCAACAUUGUCAUCAAACCAAGAGUGUAUUGCUAGAGUCACAAAUUAGGUGCUUUCAAUCGUGGAAGCUUCAACCGUUAAAUGCUCUAUUCAAAACUGUGUUUGUAAUUUGGCAUGCAACUCAUUCUCUUUGCAUUUAUGGUAAUGCAGCUAUAAAAGAUUCUAGCAUUUAUUGCUCGUCCCCUUGUGGAAUAUUUCUGGUUUCGUCAUUUCUCUCAGAAGGUUUUAGAGUCCGUUUUGGGGGGUGUUUUUGCUUGCCCCAGAUGAGUAUAAGGAUGUGCAUAUUUACUUUUGAUAAUAUCCUCUCCUAUUCCAUUGUUUAGUUGCUGUAUCAGUAUUUCAUGCAGCAAAACCGUUUCAUGUUUAUAAAUUAACUGCUGCUGAUAUUACAGCAGCGUUUCUAUUUUUUGUUAUAGUUUCAUGUUAUAGUUUAUUUUUCAUAGUUAUCAAUUGUGAGAGGCCGUUUCCUUUAGAAAAUCCAAUUUUCUAUCAUGCUAUCACGUGAAUAGAAUAUGGUCAUACUUUACUUUUUUUAUAAUUGUCUACGGUGCUAUUUGAGAUGCGCUUGGCUCGCGACAGAAAUGGUAUUACGUGAGUUAGUACACUGUGUCUUGUUUAUGGAUUAUUUGCCUCUGUAACUUUUUAUUAUAGUCCCCAUUUUACACGUCCAUCCGUAGAAUUGUGUUCAAAGGGAAUCCAAUUGUGUGUGUGGUUUCCUAGGGUUUUAGGGCUCCCACAUUCAUUUCCACUCGGUGUGAGUGGUCGGAUCACAGCCAGCUACUUUCUUCCACACUCGACAUGCCAAAACGAGUUUUGUUUACGGUUGGUCACAAACAAGUUGGUCUGAACCGUGCCCAACUGUGCCACGUAGUUUACUUACUGCUAUCAACAGUAUUGUGUAUGUGUGUAGAAAAAUUUUAUGCUUUAUUAUAAUAAUGGGGUUCAUAAAAUUUUUUACAUCCAUGCUUAUUUUGUGCUUGUCUUGAUGCUGCGAGAGUGAUGAAGAUACUUGUGGGCGGAGCGUGCGGCCGGUUUGCAAAUUGCAAGUCCGCGCCAUUAAGUGUUGUAAUAGCAGUACACUCUUGUAUGAAGCCAGUACAAAAUUAUAGCUUGUUUAUAAAUGUACAAAGUGUUGUUCAUUCAUUUGUAUAUUUGUUGUAAAAAAAUGACAUUCAUAAAAUAAAUUUUUAAUAUAAUGAAA
This is a messenger RNA of Bacillus rossius redtenbacheri, 10102 nucleotides long. RefSeq names its product CREB-binding protein (gene nej). The transcript has 31 exons. The record is from RefSeq and is a predicted model, not a curated record. Gene Ontology annotation, molecular function: protein binding; transcription coactivator activity; chromatin DNA binding. Bases 444 to 7607 code for a protein of 2387 amino acids. NCBI's taxonomy places the organism in Eukaryota, Metazoa, Arthropoda, Insecta, Phasmatodea, Bacillidae. Gene Ontology annotation, biological process: positive regulation of transcription by RNA polymerase II. Gene Ontology annotation, cellular component: histone acetyltransferase complex; transcription regulator complex; nucleus.